AUGAGAGUUGCUGAUCAGCAUUCUCGAUGCAUUAAUAAUCGAUCUCACCCACGUUCCUGUACUUCAGAAUGCAGACAACGUGACAAGGAUCUGGAAGAAGCUCGUUCACGUGCUACUCAACUUGAAAAAACGAUGAGAUGGUGGUCAGAUUGUACAGCUAGCUGGAGAGAAAAAUGGGCAUCAUUACGUGACGAGAGAAAUUAUUUACGAGAGAAAUUGAGUUCAACACAAAAAUCUUUAGAUGAUGCAACGGAAAUUAUAGAGACGUUAAAAUUGGAAAAACAACAAUUACUUGAAGAUUUUUAUCCAUCGAAUAAUCAACUUCAUAAAUAUAAUUCUAUUUCAACUAUGAAAUCUACCAUUAAUCCAAUUUGUUCAAUGAAACAAGAAACUAGUCAAUCAGGAAUAACAGAAUCGAAUGCAGAUCAAGAUAUGUGCGCUAUUGAAAAACGAAACAGAUCAAAAGAUAUUGGAAGUCAGUCAACUGGAUUUUCACAUAAUAAUCAACCUAUAAGAACACAAUUACUGGAAUUGUAUUCAACAAUCCGUUGGUGGAAGAAUCAAUGUAUGAAUUUAGAACAGGAGAUUCGCCAUCUGUUUGAAUCGAAUACUAAACAUUGGUCAAAGUGUAAAAUUUUAUCGCAUAAAAAUUUUCUACUUUUGCAAGAAAAUGAUCUUUUAAGAAAAGAAAUUUCUAAUCUAUGGUGUAUUCGAGAUAAUCAACAUGAUGAACGCACUGAUCCGAUUUCUUGUACAAAUAAUUAUGGACCACAAGCAUCAAAUGAAAACAUUGAGUGUGGUACAUGCAAACAAAAUAUUGAAAAUAGAGAAACAUCAGUCGAGGAUUUAUUAUUACAAUUAUCUGAAAGAGAUUGUCAGCUAGAUUUAUUACAGCGUCGUUUAUCUUUUAUGUUACACGAACGUAGUGUACUUUGUCAUCAAUUAGAAGAAAUGAGUAUAGGAAAAGAUAAAUCUGAAUAUAAAACAUAUCUUACUGCCAAGAACAUAAAAACGCAUUUCAUUGAAAAUAUUGAAACAUUAAAAGAUGAUUAUUCAAAAUACUCUUAUAGAACUGAAUUAGAUUCAAACUGCGAAACAGAAUUCACCUCUGAGGUACCUAAAAGCGUCAUCACAAAUAUAUUAAAUGAUAAAUUAGAAACAAUAUCACCAUCUGAUGAGUUCACAUUUAUGAGUAAUAAAAUUACUGAAUUGCGAAGUGAUGCGACUGAUGGAUCAUGAAAUCCACACAUAAACACUUACACUUUUUGUAUUUAGUAGAAAACUCAACAUCCAUAAAGUAUGCAGAAUUGAUAGCUCUUCUUUUAUGUUUCAAAUAUGUUCAAGUAUUUUACAUUGAUGUGUGUAUACAACGAGUCGUUGAAGAAAUACAAUAUAAC
Schistosoma curassoni is the source of this 1397-nucleotide messenger RNA. The record is from the annotation of a GenBank genome assembly. NCBI's taxonomy places the organism in Eukaryota, Metazoa, Platyhelminthes, Trematoda, Strigeidida, Schistosomatidae.